CGAGCGCGUAACGAAUGCAGUUCAGACUCGAUUCAGAGCUCCAGCACUCUAAAAGUGUUUUCAGAUUCCUCUAAAGGCAGUAAAAAAUAAUGACUGCGCGACAGUACCCGCAGAAUUGGACCACUUUUGAAAGGAUUUUAGAGAAUGGAGAUAAACUGACGUUCGUAGUUGAAGAUAUUCCAGAAUCGUAUUGGGAGGACGCCGUAGAGUUUAUGCUCGGAAACUACAUUAGAGAAGACGUUUGGUGGACUACUGCAGGUACAGCGAAGGAGCCCCUAGCGGUAGAAGAGUACCGGGUGCUGCUGAGAAAUAUCGUGAAGCAGAGGAUGAGUCUGGCUUGUUUCCUCGUGGAUGGAGAUCGCACGCUGGUCGGAGUCAACAUGUGCAUGCCUCAGGAGAGGGACCGCUUCGUUGAGCAUAUCCCGCCAAAAUCAACAGCGGGGCAGCUAUCUCUACGUAUGUUCAGCGAAGCUAUGAAGGUGACGGCAAUAUACGAGCAAUACCACGUGGACAAAUAUCUAAUGGGUGCCGGUCUGUCAGUGCUGCCGGAGUACAGGACUCUGGGCAUCGCGGUAGAGAUGUUGAAGUGUAGGGUGUCCCUCGCUAAGGAGCUGGGCUUCGCUGUGACCGGAGGCAUAUUCACAAGCGCCUCCGCCCAGCGCGCCGCCGAAAAGGCCGCCAUGGAUUGCGUCUACCAGAUAUCAUACAAGGAGUUCGGCGAGCAAUGCGAAAUAAACUUUGACACCAGUACCGAGAGCUUAAAAUUCUUCGCCAAGAAAACUGAUUGAAAUAAUAAACGGCAUGGAAAUACACCCCGAGUUCUCUCAACAUUAAUUUACUACAUUAUUUUAUAUAGGCGCCCUCGCAUACGAGGAUCGUAUAUUGUAAUAAGAUUAAAAAGACAUGUUCUUGUUAUUAUAAUAGAAUAUAGUAAUACAAAUAUAUCAUUUUG
Molecule: messenger RNA, 952 nt
Organism: Aricia agestis (brown argus)
Lineage: Eukaryota; Metazoa; Arthropoda; Insecta; Lepidoptera; Lycaenidae
Exons: 4
Coding region: 90-788 (232 amino acids)
Molecular function (GO): N-acetyltransferase activity
Source: RefSeq, a predicted model, not a curated record